Messenger RNA from Symbiodinium sp. CCMP2456, 2472 nucleotides. Lineage: Eukaryota; Dinophyceae; Suessiales; Symbiodiniaceae. The record is from the annotation of a GenBank genome assembly.
AUGGCCGCUGCAGAUGCCCAGAUGGUCGGCAAGGUGCUCCUGGACGAGGAUGUCUUUGGAAACGAUGCUGCUACUGAAAGUGUCCGAACCAUGCUGGUGUCAGCUCUUCCUCAUGCCGAGGGAGGCCAUCCGUAUCAGCAGGAAGUACUGAAGCAGUGCCAGCGAAUUUUGUCGGACAGCAAAACCCUCGCCGACAAGGAGAGCGAUCGACUUGGAGAGGAGGCAGCUGCUGCAGCUGGCCGCAUCUCCGAAGCUGAGCAGACCCUCGUGAAUGCAAGCAUCGCCACGCAGCAGGCGAAGGAGGCUGUGACCUCAGCCACGGCGGUGCUCGAAGAGCAGGAGAAAGCCGUUGAGGCAGCGAAGGCUGACGAAGUCUCCAGUCGUCGCAGCGAAGCAAAGAAGAUCCAAACUCGAGACGAAAGUGCAGCAGCGAAGGCUGCCGUCGACUCGGCCUUGGCACUCCUAAAGGCCGACAAGGGAGCCGAGUCGCAGACAGAGUUGCUGCGGUUGCUGAUGCAGGCCUCCGCAGAGAAAACUUUGAUCGACGCCUUGCCUGCAGCCCUGGAACUGCCAGGGGCGGAGCGAGGGGAGUUCGACAAGUUGACCAUGGACACUGCGACAGAGGCCUUGUCGGAGUUUCAGACCAGCCUUGCGGAGGAGCUGUCUGAGGCAGAGGUUGCGCUCCGUGAUGCACAUGCAGAAGCCCUUGGCUGUGAGGCGAUCCGCGAGGUUGAAGAGGAGAAGAAGGAGACCUCUGCUCGGAACCUGCAAGCCGCCGUAGACUGCGUGGAGGCGCGAGAGGCUGACGAGAAGGCGGCAAGCACCAGCUUGGCAGCCCGCGAGGCUGAGAGGAGCAACUUCUUGGUCCAUCAGGUCCUUGCGCAAGACAGGGCCAGGAAGGUCUCGGGAGCAAUGGCUGCGGUGGAGAGACUCAGCAAUCCGGCCCCAGAGGCUCCUUUGACUGCACAGGAUGUCGAAAUGGAGCCGGUCUCUGGCGAGGCUAAGAUUGCAGCCGAGUCGACCGAGGCGAGAUUGCAUCCACCCAUGAUGCUCUUCCGAUAUUCCGAAGCCGGCAGGUGGACGUCUCACGGGGAGAGUUGCCCCGACAUGCCACGCAGCUUGGCGCUUGAGGGCAUGUGGAGCAUCCACGUUGUCUUCGUGAUGGCCGGUGCAGUUGCGCAACAGGUCAGUUGGGGUGUCCCCCCGCGAAUCUGUCCAGCAAAGCUGAGACUGGCAGAUGGUGGACUCUUUAUCGAGUCGCCGUGGAGCCGAUUCAAAACGGAUCCCCACACCUGGGCGCAGCUUCAAGGUGUUCAGACGGAUGCCGUGGUUGCAGCAGCGAUGAGCGCAGGGGAAAGGGCGGAGAUGUUGCGACGAACUAUUGAGGACUUGGCACCAGCAAGACGCGGGGCAACUGAGCGUAUUUUGGCUGCUGAACGCGCCCUCCGCUGCCUGGAGCGCGACUUGCGGGCACGGUGCCAGGAGCUGCUAGGCGUGGAGGAGCUCUCCGUGCCAGAUGGCAUCGAACAGGAAGUGCUCGCCAGACUUCCUCUGGACGAGAAAAGCCAGCAACAGAGCCUCAUGGGGCUUCGCCAGGCGCAGCUCUCCUCCAACCAAGCCUUGGCCGAGUUCGUGCAGCUGCCGCAGAAAUUGAAGGUGGUCUUUGAUCUCACCAAGCCUGAUGAGCAGAGCAGCACUCUGGCCAAGAGUGGGCAGUUUUGGAACAUCUACACCGGAAGCGGGAACCGAUCUCAGAUCGGAGUACGUGCUUUCUUGCAUCAAGAAGCCGCUAACGGUGUGCAUUCUGGGACCAUGGAUGUGGAACCGGCUUUUUUUCUCAAACACAGUGCUGCGAUUGGUGCGAAGAGCUUGACAGCUGAGCGGGCUACCGCCGGGUGCCAGCCCCAUUUGAACUUCGACGUUUUUGACACAAGCAACAUCAGGCGCAAGCCGCUCAAGCUCGAUCUUGGAAACCUCACAGAGAAGAAUAUCGGACAGCUCAAGAAGCUGAAUACCUACACCUUCCCGGUCACCUACAAGGACCAAUUCUACGAGGAUCUCAAGAAGCGCUUGGAGUACUGCCGCUUGGGGUUCUAUGCCGACGUUCUUGUCGGAUCCAUAUGCUGCCGGCCGGAAGAAAGAAAAGAAGGGGGCAAGGCGCUCUACAUCAUGACGCUUUCAGUGCUCAAACCGUAUAGAGGCCGAUCUCUGGCGUCUCAGCUAGUUCAGUGGAUUGUGGACAAGGCCCAGAAGGAGGAAUCCGUCAAGGACGAUGUUCGGGAGGUUUAUCUCCACGUCCAGACCUCCAACAAAACCGCGCUGAACUUCUACCACAAGUUUGACUUCAAGGUGACUGAGGAGAUCAAGGACUACUACCAGAACAUCGAUCCGCCCGACUGUUAUGUGCUCAGACGGCCGGUGAACGGCCACGAGCUGUCGCAGGAGGUCAUGAACAUUGGCAUCGAGCCCUAG